This is a messenger RNA of Durusdinium trenchii, 2313 nucleotides long. NCBI's taxonomy places the organism in Eukaryota, Dinophyceae, Suessiales, Symbiodiniaceae. The record is from the annotation of a GenBank genome assembly.
ACUCCUCAGAAGCACUGGAAGCACAUUGUUGCCGGAAAAGUGCAAUGUCGCCGUUGCCGCCUGUGAGGAGUCACUCUAGCAGCCUUGAAGGCAAGCUAGGCAAGAGCACUGAAGAGAAGGAGAGGAAGUCCAUCCAAGCAGCGGUUGAAAGCUAUUAUGCGCUACCGGGCGUGCCAGACGAGGAGCUUGAGUCAGUGGAGCUGCAAGAUUUUUUCGAUGAGAAUGGCGUGAUUGCUCCAGACUCGCCAAAAAACUGGGGCCUAGUUGCCUCCUUGCGAAAGCCGCUCUCAAGGAGCAAGCCUUCGCUGGAGAAGCAUGGAUCGUUGUCCACGCGGCAGCAACUACUAAAUUCCCAGAAUUCGCUGGAAUAUGCACGGAAGAGGGCGGAAUAUCAGCGUAAGGCAACAAGUGAAUUCCAGAACACGACCAACACCGCAGCAGUGGAUAUCCAGAGACUUCGGCAUUUGUUUUGUGUUUUCCAGCCUCUGGGAUAUGUGCCGGCUGGUCCCGUCUUUAAGAAGCAUUUGGCCAAUGUCUACAUGGAGGAUGCAGCGACUUUGAAUCGUGAAGAGGUGGACUUGGAAGAGCAGAACCUGACCACAAAAGGCCCAGGGAGCGCGAUGAACAACGAUCAGAGAUCGUUGCUCCAUCAAGUGUUCAAGAAAUCUAUCAUCAAGGUGACAGGAAAAGGUGGAAGGACAGCUCUGAUGUACAGGUGGACAUGGUUUCGCUUUCUGAUCCACUGCAAGCUAAUUGGUCCAGAUGACUCUUGGGACAGGAAGAUACCUGAAGAGACGAGAGUUCCGUGGAGUUUGGCAGUCAAGAUUUUCAAGCUCUUUCAGGAGCCCAACAGCGAGCCUCCCGCUUUGAGCUUCAGCGGCUGGGCCAAUGCUCUUCAAGCUACCAUCCGGGCAAGGGGGAUGUAUACGACUGGUCCCGAAGUCAUAGAGGCAAUCUUUGCAACAUUCAUGCCGCGAGCCCAAGCACAGCUGGGCAUCUCGGAUGACGAUGCUCGUCGACAUCAACGGGACUCAAGAGCUAGUCUUGCAAGUAGUCGUGCGGGCUCAAGGGCAAUGAGCAGGAGCAUGUCUCGCAGCAAUUCUCAGAGCAUGUCGCGGAGCAUGUCAAGGAGCAUGUCAAGGAGCAUGUCGAGGUCUAUGUCAAGGAGCAUGUCGAAGGGUGGUGCCGGUGGGCCCCGCAACACUAGCCGAAGUACAUCACGUGCUUUGAGCUUCUUCAGCACUGGUGGCUCAACUACCGGGGAGGACAGCGAUGAAGGGGAGACGGAUGACGGCAAGCUGCCUUUGAUAUGGCAAUUGAAUCUGGCGGAGCAGCAGAUUUGUGAGCCAGAGUGCUUACAGUUGCUUCAUGAAUAUGCUGCGUUGCUGGAGGUUCUUUUCCGCCACUACGCAACCAAUCCGCCAGCUCCCGGCGAGCACUUUUCUCGGCAAUCCACAGAGGUGGUUGUAAGUGAAGAGAUGUUCACACAGUUGCUGAAGGAGAUGCGCUUCUUCCCUGAUUUUGUACAGCAGUACUCCCUGAAGAAGCACUGCAACGCAACAGAAGCCAGAUAUGGCAUUGAGGAGGGCCUCUGUUUUGCAGCUUUUGUGGAAACCAUGUGCCGUAUUUGCUUCUGCUUUUUGAACAUCUACGGCAACAGCGCACAACAGUCUGCGCCGUCCAAAUACAAAAUGCUUUGGGUCUUGGCACUUCUGGAAUCACGUUUGCCCCGCCAUUUCCGCAAAGCGCGCAGUAGCGAAGAGCCUGAUGAGCCAAUGGAUGAGGUCCAACCGCAAGGUCCUGACUCCUUGUGGCACAAGAGGGAUGAGGAUUUUGAUAUCUCCAUGUGUUGGAAUCAGGAUAUCAUUUUGUGGCCAACCAUGGAUAAGAAUGCAAAAGCAUUGCCAAUGGUUUUCUCUGCAUUUGGCGCGGCUAGCACAAACAUGGAAUCGGAGAUCGACAGGGCUUUAUCCAUGCUGAGACGCUGAAUCUGAGUUUUUGAUUUUGAUGUGGUCACGCGGCUGACCUUUUUGUACAAAGCUUUUUUGUUGCGAUUUUAAGGCCACUAUAAAGUGCCAAGCAGAGGUGGGGGUCCCUUAAAGGGAACCUCUGAAGAAUGUGGGGCAUGGCCAAGAUCGUGAGGCAAACAUCCUCCAUUCAGAGCGAGUAGAAGGAACCAAGUGAUGUGGGGCAUCUCCACAUGAGCUGUAGUGUGCAAAGUGCCUAUGCCUAUCAAGCAGGCUCUUCGGAGAAUGUUAUUGGUAGACCUGUGGAUUUGCAGCGUCCAUAUAGGUGCGUAUCAAUAGGAACUCA